Messenger RNA from Laccaria bicolor S238N-H82, 1059 nucleotides. RefSeq lists its product as uncharacterized. Lineage: Eukaryota; Fungi; Basidiomycota; Agaricomycetes; Agaricales; Hydnangiaceae. The record is from RefSeq and is a predicted model, not a curated record. The coding region runs from base 1 to 1059 and encodes 352 amino acids. The transcript is spliced from 2 exons.
AUGCCAAACGCACGCCUACUCACAUCGCAACUAAACCUCCUACUCCAAGCCAUCCACAUCCCAAUACACAUACUAUCUCCAACAGACCUAACACCUUCCUUACUCAUCGCCAUCCUCGAGUCAUUCCUCGGAACAAAAAUAUCCCUCACCACAUCCUCAAAACGACCAUCCCAAAUCCAAAACAUGAAGAUCUUCCUCGGCGUACUCGAAACCGACAUCCUCCAACGCGAUCUGGGGCUAAGCAACGUCGACCCCCGUCGUCUUGCAGAGGGGCAGUGGGACGAGGUCGUGUUCGUUGGUGAGCUUUUGUGUUGGGUUGCACGGAGGAUUGGGAUGCUGGACGUGAAUCCAAACUUGGUGGACGCACAACCACCGGCGGGAUGCAAUAAGAGCAGAAGAAGAAGAAAAAGAAGGGGUGUAUCGGAGCCUUACCCACCCCACCCGGAACUAGACACCGACUCGGUGUUUUAUUGUGGUUCGUCGACGACGACGAAGCAUACCCAGCAGACGCUCUCCUCUUUCGAGCUCGGCGAGAGCAGGAUAGAGUCUGACACUACCGUCGAAUACAACGAAGAACUCUCCAAUCCCAGUACCCCCUCUUCCUCAUUCAGCUUCCUCCCGGGCCCUACACCACCAAGAUGCAUCCACCAAAUCCCAUCACCCUCCCUCUUUCCUUUUCCACCUCCACCUCCACCUCCAAAGCGCGACGCGGACCGAAGUUUCUGUACCUGUCCCCCGUCUCUUUCCAAACAUCUCCCGAUAGAGCACGAGCACGAUCACACCUCGCCCUCUUCUUCCUCCGUAUCCCCAUCCGUUCGCAUGGACGGGUACAUCCAACAAGUAGACGAAGAUUUCGAGGUAGAGUCGUUCGAGCGGAGUCGGGGGUCUAUUUUGCUUGAUACUUCGAUGGCGGGAAGCUUGGAAUUGGAAGAACGUGGAAGAGCCAAGAAGCUCGCUGUUGCUAAUAGGGAGUAUGAGCGGACGCUUGAGCUGUUGAAUGAACGGGCGAUGUUGUUGAGCCAGCUUGCGGAUUUGAAGAAGGGGAGGGUUUUGAGGUGA